Messenger RNA from Penaeus vannamei (Pacific white shrimp), 1235 nucleotides. Its product is annotated as rhodopsin. Gene Ontology annotation, molecular function: G protein-coupled photoreceptor activity. Gene Ontology annotation, cellular component: plasma membrane. Gene Ontology annotation, biological process: G protein-coupled receptor signaling pathway; cellular response to light stimulus; visual perception. NCBI's taxonomy places the organism in Eukaryota, Metazoa, Arthropoda, Malacostraca, Decapoda, Penaeidae. The record is from RefSeq and is a predicted model, not a curated record.
AACAAUCAAGAAAUGGAAGACAAUCCCAUACCAUCCACCAACCCCUAUGGGAACUACACAGUGGUUGACACUGCGGCCAAGGAGAUCCUCCACAUGGUCCAUGAGCAUUGGUACCAGUUCCCUCCCAUGAACCCUCUCUGGUACAGUCUGGUUGGGUUCUGGAUCGUGGUCAUGGGGUCCCUCUCCCUGGCCGGAAACUUCGUCGUCAUCUGGGUCUUCAUGAACACCAAGUCCCUCCGAACGCCUGCUAACCUCCUGGUCGUCAACUUGGCCCUCUCCGACUUCCUGAUGAUGUUCACGAUGUUUCCACCUAUGGUCGUUUCGUGUUACUGGCAGACCUGGACACUAGGAGCUCUCUUCUGUGAGAUUUACGGAUUCCUGGGCUCUCUGUUCGGAUGCGUUUCCAUCUGGACCAUGGUGUGGAUUACCGCUGAUCGCUAUAACGUCAUUGUGAAGGGAGUGUCUGCUGAACCACUAACAUCAGGUGGAUCCAUGUUGAGGAUUGCGGGUACCUGGGUCGCCUCUAUUGCCUGGUGCCUUCCCCCCUUCUUUGGCUGGAACCGUUACGUACCUGAGGGUAACUUGACCGCUUGUGGCACGGACUACUUGACAGAAACUCAGCUUUCAAAGAGCUACUUGUACGUCUAUUCCAUAUGGGUGUACCUCUUUCCUCUCGCAUACAUCAUCUACAGCUACACCUUCAUCGUCAAGGCUGUUGCUGCCCACGAGAAGGCCAUGCGGGAACAAGCCAAGAAGAUGGGAGUCAAGUCUCUUAGAAAUGAGGAAAAUCAGAAAACUUCUGCUGAAUGCCGCCUGGCCAAGGUUGCUCUCAUGACCGUCACCCUGUGGUUCAUGGCCUGGACCCCCUACUUCAUCAUCAACUGGGGAGGUAUGUUCAACAAGCCCAUGGUUACUCCUCUGUUCUCCAUCUGGGGCUCCGUCUUCGCCAAGGCCAACGCCGUCUACAACCCCAUCGUGUACGCCAUCAGCCACCCCAAGUACCGAGCUGCCCUCGAGAAGAAGCUGCCUUGCCUUGUUUGCACCGGCGAAGGAGACAAGGCUUCUGAAGUUGGUUCUGUUUCCACGGUCGAAACCUCCGAGAAAGCAGAAUCUGCUUGAGACAAAGAGGAACACGGUCCGUGCGUGAUGUUUUUGGCUUAGAACUUUGGAAAAUGUAUGUCAGGUAACUCUCUCUCCUCUUACCCUUGUAUUCGGUGAACCAGUAUGAAAAUACA